This is a messenger RNA of Teleopsis dalmanni, 2222 nucleotides long. Its product is annotated as ankyrin repeat domain-containing protein 12. Bases 217 to 2166 code for a protein of 649 amino acids. The record is from RefSeq and is a predicted model, not a curated record. The transcript has 3 exons. NCBI's taxonomy places the organism in Eukaryota, Metazoa, Arthropoda, Insecta, Diptera, Diopsidae. Gene Ontology annotation, cellular component: nucleoplasm.
CAAAAAUAUAUAUACUGAAUUUUUUGCCAGAAAUGUGUUUCAUACUACUUUACUGAAGUAAAAAUAUGUGAUGCAGUACAGACUGUUGUGUUUCAAUUUCAUUGAAGGAAUAUUAUUUAUUAUAUUAGUAUAAGAAUUUAUUUCGUAUGGUGUGUAGACGCCGACUUAUUUUUUGCUUGAUAUUUUUUGUUUUAUAUUUUUUAAUUAAUAAAUAUUAUGCCACCCCCAAGACCGAGGGGAGUUGGAUAUAAUACAGGAGUUGCGAAUACCCCAAUGUCAGAACGGCAACAAAUGGCGCUCCUAAUACAAAUGACUGCAACAUCAUCCUCAGAACAAGUUCGUACACACGUGAAAAAAAAUGAUCAUAAAAAGACUGAGGAGGUAGAAGAUAAUAUAAGCGAAAAGCAAGAAGGUCAAGAUAGCACAAAGGAUAAGAAAACUUCAGAUGAUGGUUUCGUAGAAACAAAAAAAGAUGUUAAUUCCGAUCAUAUUAAUACCUUAGAUACAUCUACCUCUUCAAAUAUUUGUAAACGUAAUUAUUCUGAUGUUGAUGAAGAUGAGUUUGAAGAAUCAGAUGAUGUGAAAAAGAAAAAACGCAAAGAUUCCGAUAAUGGCAAAGAGUCCAAAGCAAUGGUAAAUAUACGACUGCCUGGAAGAGUAGAAAAAAGUAUAAAGCAAACAUCUGCAGCUAAAGGAUCACCGAAUCCGAGUAAAUCAGUAACAGUUACAGAUAAGGAUCCCUCAGAGAGCGUAAAAAAUAAUACUGGAAAAAGUUUUGAAAAUGAUGGCGAUGAUGAAGAUUGUAAAAACCUUGAUAAUAUAUAUAGCGGUGGAUUAAAGGUACCUCCUCUAAAAAUUGUUAUACCGCAGCAAAAUUGUUCUCUAGAUACAGACGGCAAUGUAUCUCGAACAGGUAAAAUUAAUGCGUCUAGAAACGCAGCUCUACCCUAUGUUGUUAGCUCGAGUAAUGAAUCAGCAGAAAGAGAUUCUUCAGCUCAAUGUAAUAGUCCUCAUGAAAGUCCGGUUAAAGCUAAUACACCUUGCACAGCAACUGAAGAAAAAAAUAUUAAAUUAUCGAAUGAAGAAAAAAACUUGCAAAGAGUUCUUCGUAGUUCGCAUCGUUCUGGUGUAACGAGUGCUGAAAGAAGUUCAAACAACUCUUCGCCCCAAAUGCAAAGUAGUUCACCGUCACCUGCAUCGUUGAAUGCUACUGAAGUGAUUGAUGCAAAAGUGACGUAUAAUAACAUAACUACGAGCCCCUUACAACAACACCAGAAUUUUGAACAAGAGAAUCUAAUAAAUUUACCAAGUCCAUCAACAUCGACUUCAUCAUCGAAAGAUACACAAACUAAUAAUGUUGAAUUGCAUCCACGUAAACGAAAAAUACGUUCUAAAAAUGAGGAAACUAUUGCUAAACCGAGCAUAGAUAUUAAACCCAGCCCAGAAGCAACGUCAACAACAGUGACUGAUUCACAUCCUCAUGAUUUUCCAUUCACGAAUUGCUUUCAAAUGUUUUUGAACAUUAGAAGACAAAUUGAAAAGAAAUGGAAAAGUAUUGAUCCAGUGAAAGCCAGACCACCGCAAGGUUUUAAUGAGUAUCUUUUAUCAAAAAGAACGUAUCUACUUUCGGAAAAUGCGGAAACGAAAGCAAUUGAUACUCCUACGUUUGUGCCCCCGAAAAUGAAAGAAAUAUUUGUUAUUCAAGAGAAGGAACGAAGAGAACUAUCUCAACGACACACUGUAGAAAGAGAAAAGCUAUGUCUUAACGUUGAACAGGAAAUCAUUCGAGUGCAUUCUAAAGCAGCUAGAAAUAUAUCCUGCCAAUCAAUGCCAUAUUCUGUUUGUACACUGUUAAAGGAUGAAGAAGUAUAUAAUGUUAUAACACCUGAACAAGAAGAGAAGGACAGAAACGCGAGAAAUCGUUUCAAUGGAAGACUUUUACUUAGUUGGUUGCAGGACGUUGAUGACAAAUAUGAGAAAAUUAAAGAAUCUAUGUUAUUACGACAUCACAAUGAAGCUGAGAGCCUACACGCUGUGCAACUAAUGGACUGGGAAAUUGCAUUAAAGAAAUACGAAUUAUGUGAUUACAACACUCAGUUGGUUGUUGAGAAAGAUCAUGUGCCAAUUGUGCACGUAAGCGACGAUUUUGAUCUUUUGCCAGCUUAAAAUAGUUAUAAAUUAUAAUACUUAAAGUAAUAAAAUUUAGAUUAAUUUAAAAGCUU